Molecule: messenger RNA, 4410 nt
Organism: Stegastes partitus (bicolor damselfish)
Lineage: Eukaryota; Metazoa; Chordata; Actinopteri; Pomacentridae
Gene: ccdc69
Product: coiled-coil domain containing 69
Exons: 9
Coding region: 110-1015 (301 amino acids)
Cellular component (GO): cytoplasm; nucleus
Molecular function (GO): microtubule binding
Source: RefSeq, a predicted model, not a curated record
GAAAGUUGUCAAGAGAGGGAAGAAGAAGAAGAAGAAGAAGAAGAAAGAAAAGGCAGCUGCAGCGGAGAAGAAGAGGCUUCAGACGGACCCGGAGCUCGGCGGAGGAGUGAUGGGCUGCAGCCACAGUAAGAAGAAAAGCAAAGGCAAGAAAGGAGAGAAAGCUCAGAAAGGCAGCAGCUGCCAAGAUGAAGGAGGUAAACGUACGUCAGCUGAGCUGGAUGUUUGUCUGGAGAAGCAGUUGGAGCGUUUUGAGUGGCAGCUGAGGAUUUUAAAGGAGGCCAAUGGAAACCCAGAGAGGGCUGAGCUGCUGAAAGACCACGCCAACGAGGAGGUGUGCGCCCUCGUCCUGAGCAUCCUGGACAAGGUGAGAACCGAGACGACGGCGGAUCUGAACGUCCUGCACGAACAGAAAAGUAAAUCUGCGACCGAGGAACAUGAGAGACACGUGGAAGGGCUGCAGGUGAAACACAAACAGGAGAAAACUGAACUGACAGAAAAGUUCCAGGCGGCUGAAAACAUCCUGCAGGGUAAAGUAGCGACGCUGUCUGCAGAGCUGCAGGUUUACAACGAGCUGAAGAGGAGAGUCGAAGAAUCCACCUUUAAGAAGGACCUGCAGAGGAACAUCCAGGCCCACGGCAGCCCCGGGGCAUUCUGGGAAUCUGAGCAGGAGUCGCUGCUGUUUGUCAUAGAAAUGAAGACUGAGCGUGUGCAGGAGCAGAACAGGAAGCUGCAGCAGAUGGAUGAGCUGGUAGAGAAGAACUUGUCUUUGGAGGACCAGAUCAUUCACACUCUGCAGCAGAACGAGGACCUCAGGGUCCGAAUAGACAACUGCCAGACUCUCAUUCAGCAGUUAUCGAAGGAGCAGCAGGAUCUGAAGGUGGCGCUGGAGAGGCAGACAGCAGUCAACCAGACGCUUUCUCAGGAAAAAGAGCAGCUGAUGUUCAAACUGAGGCACAGGGACUCGUGUCCGACCAUCCACCUGCCCGCCAUGAUGCAGGAGAUCGCACCCAGAUGACUCGGAUAGCAACCAUUCACCGGUUCGCAGCCGGCCGGGUUUACAGAACCAGAUCUAUUGAGCAUCGGAGGGUGGAAACAAGACUGAAUAGUUGUAUUUAGCAGCAUCUGUUCUUAUUGUUGCGGUCGAGCAGGUUUGUGAGAUUCUUCCUGUUUCACUACAAUCACUGGUAGCUUUGACCUUUCACAGCGUUGUGGUCAAACUAGACAAAUGUGCUCUUCUAUUUAGAUUUUUAAAAUCUUUUUCUAUGAAGGUGUGUCCUUGUCCUGACAUGUUGUUGUGAAAAUGUCCCUCACAGGCCACCGUCGCAGCACCAAAAAUCCUCAGUCAGUCCGUAAAGUUCCAGCCUGACUAGCGAGCUGCUUUAGCCGAUGAGCGUAACAGAUAAGAGUUAGCUCCCCGCUAACAAACCACAGGACUGAAUGCUUCCGUGUUGCGUCAGUAGCGUGCUGUCAGCUGUUAUCACACAGGAUUCAGAACUAUUUCUAGUGAGCAAACUAGCCAGCUUGGUUGCUACGAGAACAAAUUCAUGAAUACUUUUAACCCGUUUUUAAUGACAAGUUUAGCUGUUGGUACUUCAGCAGUGGUUUUGUAUUUACAGAACUUGGUCUGACUCACCAGAUUUAAAUUGUGGGUGUGAGCCUCAGCACAGGAGACGACAGCAACCUCCUCCACGCUAAAAACGUUCAGGUGUUGAUUGCUAUUUUUUUCUGUGAAUUAGCCAAGAUAUUCCUCACCUCCCUUGCCAGCCAAUAUUCUACUAAAACAAUGUCCCAGCAUCACAGCAUCCUAUUCUUCAAAGGUUGAUGGUAAGCGGUUUAAAGAACUUCAAACACACCUGAGCUUUGUCCACCUGUAGGAGCUUGAUAAUAACACGCAGUCAGACCACAGAAUAGUUGGCUAUACAGGACUAUACAAACUCGAUGCAACAUGAUUUCUCUUAUUAUGUUGAUAAUGGGAUGCGAUCAGGCCAUUCCACACGGUGCCAGAGAAUAGUGUGACUUCACCUCAUUGUCUUAAUCUCAGCGCUGUGUAGAAUGGUCUGUUCACCUCAUUACAACGGCCUGUCUAUGCAAGACUACAUCAAACUGGCUGUGCACAUAAUAAUGGGGUGCAAUCAUUAUCAUUUUAUCCAACGCUGUCAGUCCUAUAGAAUGGUCUGGUAAUGUGAGACAAUAUAGAAUGGGGUGCACCAAAUGUUAGGACUCAUUUUCUUGGCCAUUACGAAACAAAUCCACAAUUAGACACAAUAAUGGAUUUUCUUCUGUUUUUUCCGGUAAUAAUUGCAGCUGAAAACAGGAGCAUUAUGCAAUACAAUGCAAAUACUACAAACAUCUAUGUACCUGGACAUCUUGCUGGUAGUAUGUCUUUCAGGAAACCAAACAAUAACCAAUUUGUACAGUGAUUUUUUCUGGUCCACUUCAAUCCUGAUGCCAAAAGGUUUUCCUGUAGUCAAACUGCUUAAAGUUUAUUUAGGAGUUAUGAGCCUCUGAAUCAACGUUCACAUUUUCCCUCCACAAGAACUGUUUUAGCUUCAUUCAUGAAAAACAAAAAUGACAUUUAAUCUAGUGUUUAAACAUGCUAGCAUCUCAGCUACAGAGACUUAAACAUCCUGACAGUGUUUGGAUUAUUUUGAUUAAUCCUCACAUUGUUGGUUUUAGAAUGUUAGUUAAGUAGUCUGUUUACAUUUGUUUUAAUGUUGGCGUCGUAAAAUGCAAAAUGUUGAGAUGUUAGCAGGCAUUAUUAAAUAAAAUGCACAUUAACAUGCCAACGUUAGCAAACGGUAUGCCAUUUGAGUUCAGAAUCAUGAAACCUCAUUCUUGUUUUUUGACUCCACACAUGGUGAGAAUUCAGAUCAGCCGUAUUUACCACUUUGUAUUCCUUUGAGCAAUUUGUGUUUCAAGUGUGUAAUGAGCGCUAAAUGCUAGCAGGGCUGCUGAUGUAGCGGAAAACUAAGCGUGAGGCUACUAGAAAGUCACUCUGCAAAACUGAUUUAUGGAAAUGACUAUGUAGGUAGUGCUCAUAGCUAGUGUGACUAGCAAGCUAACUACUUGUUUUAUGGUUUUGUUCUUGUUACGGUUAAUGCUGUUCUUAUACAGCUAUCUUAAGUUGUCCAGUGAUGUGAGAUGGGUGCCAGUACUGUACCAUGACUUUUAACGGUUACUGAAAGGACACAUAUUCACAUUAUGAUCAAGCUGACAUCUAAGUUAAGCUGACUGCUAACUAGCUAGCCAAAAUAGCUUGUUAGCUGGCAUGUUAGCAUGAUUACCAGUUCACCACUUGGGUUUGCAUUAACCAGACUUUUGUAUGAUAAUCUUAAGUUAUUCAGUUAUAUCACAGGGGUACCAGUUACCUACCUAGCUAGCUUAGAUGCUAAAUGUACCAUUAGUUGUAACGGUAAAUCACAGGAUACAUAUUUGUGCCAAUACCUAAAUGCUAGCGUGCGAUGUAAGUUAAGUUGCUUACUGUAGCAAAGUUUCAUGUUGCAGUUGAGCAGAUUUAUGUUCUAAAUGCUAGCAUGCUGGCUAGUUAAAAUCGCUCUUAGUCUGAUUACAUUGACAUCUAAUUAAACAUCUAAGUUAAACUAACUGGGAACAUGCUGAAUUUCCUGACAAGUUAGUUGACUAGCUAACAAGGUUGUGGUCAUGUUGGGGUUAACUGUGCUUUUAUAAACCCAUCUUAAGUUGUCCAGUGAUGUGAUAUUGGUACUAGUUAGCCUGCUAGCUAGCUUAGAUGUUAACUGGACCAAGAGUGCCACGGUUAUUUUAUGGACACACAUUUGUAGCAUCACUUAAUGGUAGCAUGCUGAACAGUUAGCUAAUGAACUCAGUUGGUUACAGUAGCAUGAGUCAUUUUAAGUUAUUUGUAGCAACCCUUCUUUCAGAACAUGCGACAUCUCUUUUGAGCAGAAGCUAAAUGCUAACUUGCUAGCUUCCUCUAUUUGGGGCUUCUACCAACUGAACAGACUUGAUGCAGGUUUCUCUGUUUUUCUGAAUUGGCAGUUUAUUUUCCAAUCACAGAACAUAAAUCACUGUAUAUACGCUGCCUUUCAGUCCUGUUUGGGAUAUAUUUUUUGUAAAGAUGUGAAAAAUUGUACUAUUUUUUAGUUCUUUAUCUUUUUGUGUAACAAGAAGUUUGUAUUGCCAAAAAAUAAUGUUGCCAGUGUUUGACAGCCCUUUCUCCUUAUGCACCAGCACUUUGACCUGGAUUUCACCAGGACUUUGUAUAAGAGAGAUUUUUUUUUCAUGUUGUACAGUGUUGAAUUUUCUCUGCUUUUGACAUGUAAAAGUGUAUUUUAUCUUUUCUCAGCUGAUUUAGCAGUUUCCAGUGUGAUGUAGAUACACUCAAAUGAUUUCUUUUUGUUUUUGGCUCGACUAAAUAAAAAUAUAACUAAG